AUGGCGGCUCCGACGCCUACCUCGGAGGUGGGCAAGUUCAGCCAACCUAACGAACAUUACCCUCAUGACCUUGAGUCCGAUCAAAACAACUCCGACGAGGAAACCUUAGACCCGGUCGAAAGUGAGGGAUGGCGGCUGAACUCCAUGGUGAAGAAAUUACACCAGAAUCAGCUGGCACAAGGCUUCCCGGAACGGAAGCUGGGCGUGACCUGGAAAGACUUGACUGUCAAGGGAAUCAGUGCAGAUGCCUCCGUGAAUGAGAAUGUCAUCUCCCAGUUCAAUGCGGUCAGAAUUUUACAAGAGAAACGCAACAAACCAGGCCUCAGCACCAUCCUGGAUGCGUCGCAUGGUUGCGUUAAGCCGGGCGAGAUGCUGCUGGUAUUGGGCCGGCCAGGCUCUGGAUGUACCACGCUUCUGAAGAUGCUUUCUAAUCGGCGCAGAGGGUACGCCUCAGUCGAAGGUCAGGUCUUCUACGGCAGCAUGACCAGUGAAGAAGCGAGCGUGUACAACGGCCAGAUUGUGAUGAACACGGAAGACGAGCUUUUCUUUCCUACUCUCACUGUCGGCCAAACUAUGGACUUCGCCACAAGCCUCAAAGUUCCCCUGAACGUCCCUCCGAGCGCUGAGUCUGGCCAAAACCAGACCCCUGAGGACUACCGCAAAGAACGCAAAGCAUUCCUAAUGGAGUCAAUGGGCAUCAGCCAUACCAACGAUACCAAGGUGGGCAACGAGUACGUGCGUGGCGUGUCUGGAGGGGAGCGGAAACGUGUCUCAAUUAUUGAGUGUCUCGCGACCGGCGGAUCUGUCUUCUGCUGGGAUAACAGCACCCGUGGCCUCGACGCCAGCUCUGCGCUGGAUUGGGCCAAGGCUCUGCGUUCAAUGACCGACGAGUAUGGACUGGCGACGAUCGUGACACUAUACCAAGCUGGCAACGGAAUCUACAAUCUCUUUGAUAAAGUGCUUGUGCUUGAUGAAGGCAAGCAGAUCUACUACGGCCCAAUGGCUGAUGCCCAGCCCUUCAUGGAAAGCCUCGGCUUCAUCUGUGGCGAAGGCGCCAACGUCGCUGAUUACUUGACCGGUGUGACUGUCCCAACUGAGCGUCAAAUUAAUCCAUCUUUCACCACCUUCCCCGAGAAUGCGGCCGCAAUCCUGGAGAAGUAUCAAAAAUGCCCAAUCAAGGACCGAAUGCUGAAAGCAUACGACUACCCCAACUCCACCGAGGCUCGCGAGAAUACCGAAGCGUUCAAAGCCAGUGUAGAGCAUGAGAAACACAAAGGGCUCGGAUCGGCAGGGCCAACAACAGUUGGCUUUCCUAGCCAGGUCGCAGCAUGCGCUAAACGGCAAUAUCAGAUCAUCUUUGGUGAUAUUGCAACAUUGUUCAUCAAACAGGUCUCCACCCUCAUCCAAGCUCUGAUUGCUGGCUCGUUGUUCUACAAUGCAUCGGCGGAUUCUUCCGGACUAUUCAUCAAGGGUGGUACCCUGUUCUUCUCUUUGCUAUACAACGCCCUAAUGAGUAUGUCCGAGGUCGUCGAUUCGUUCACCGGCCGUCCAGUUUUGAUUAAGCACAAGUCUUUUGCUUUCUUUCAUCCGGCUGCAUUCUGCAUAGCUCAAAUUGCAGCCGAUAUUCCUUUGAUCCUGAUACAAAUCACGGUCUUUGGUAUCGUCGUUUACUUUAUGGUCGGUUUGACAGCGACAGCUGCUGCAUUUUUCACAUACUGGAUCAUGCUGUUUGCUACAACCAUGGAGUACAUUAAGCUAACCGGAAAAUUCCUCAAGUGUGUCACAGCCAUGUUCAGGGCCAUUGGUGCUGGCUUCAGCACCUUCGACGGGGCAUCCAAGGUUUCUGGUUUUAUGAUCUCCGCCCUUGUCAUGUAUACAGGGUAUAUGAUCUCGAAGCCUUCAAUGCAUCCUUGGUUUGUCUGGAUUUAUUGGAUUGACCCUUUGGCCUACUCCUUCGAAGCCUUGCUUGCCACCGAAUUUCACAACAAGCAGAUUGACUGUGUCAAUGAAAACAUUGUGCCUAACGGUGGGAACUACACUAACGAAGCAGGAUACGCUUCAUGCGCCGGCGUUGGCGGGGCAAUCCAGGGUCAAACUUCAUUGACAGGCGACCAAUAUCUCGCUUCCCUGAGCUAUAAUCAUUCGCACGUCUGGAGAAACUUUGGCAUUGUCUGGUGCUGGUGGGUCCUGUUUGUUUGUAUCACUAUUGUGUGUACCUCUCUCUGGCGUGACAAGGCUGAGAGUGGCACAAAUUCUCUCGUUCCACGUGAACUUCAGAAACGUCACCGGGCUGCUACAGAUGAAGAGUCUCAGUUCAAUGUGAACGAGAAAAGGCCCAAGGGCGCACCUUCUCCCAGCAACGGCGGUGCAAUGAAUCAAGGGCUCAUGCGAAACACCUCGGUUUUCACAUGGAAUAAUCUCAAAUACACGGUCAAGACACCAUCAGGUGACCGAGUGCUUUUAGAUGAUGUCUACGGAUGGGUUAAGCCCGGCAUGCUGGGUGCUCUCAUGGGUUCCUCUGGAGCGGGUAAAACCACCUUACUCGACGUUCUUGCCCAGCGCAAAACCGAUGGAACCAUUCAUGGCUCUAUUAUGGUUGACGGUCGCCCUCUCUCGGUCUCAUUCCAGAGAUCCGCUGGUUACUGCGAGCAACUUGAUGUCCAUGAACCCCUCACCACUGUUCGCGAAGCCCUUGAAUUUUCAGCCUUAUUACGCCAAGCAGGUAGCAACACUGCAGAAAAGCUCGCUUAUGUUGACACGAUUAUCGAUUUAUUGGAGCUUCAUGAUAUCGCUGAUACCCUUAUUGGGACCCCUGGAGCUGGAUUGAGCAUUGAACAAAGGAAACGUGUCACUAUUGGUGUUGAGCUUGUUUCGAAGCCCAAAAUUCUGAUUUUCCUUGAUGAGCCCACUUCAGGUCUGGAUGGUCAAUCCGCGUAUAAUACAGUCCGGUUUUUGCGACGACUUGCUGAUGCUGGGCAGGCCAUUCUGGUCACCAUCCAUCAGCCCUCUGCCCAGCUCUUCUCCCAAUUCGAUACCAUACUUUUGCUCGCCAAGGGUGGCAAAAUGGUCUAUUUCGGUGAUAUCGGUGAUAAUGGUAAGGUUGUGAAGGACUACUUUGAACGAAAUGGCGUGCCAUGUCCUCCUGGAAGCAAUCCCGCGGAAUAUAUGAUCGACGUUGUCUCUGGGCAUAUCUCUGAUCGUGAUUGGAACCAAGUCUGGCUAGCAUCUCCAGAGCAUACUCACCAGCGCCUUCAGCUCGAACAAAUCAUCAAAGAGGCCAGUCAACAACCUGCGGUUGAUGAAGACUUGAACGAAUUCGCAUUAUCUUUGUGGGACCAGACUAAGAUUGUCGCUCAGCGGAUGAACGUUUCCCUCUAUCGCAACACCGAUUACAUCAACAACAAAGUUCUUCUACAUGUUUCAUCCGCCUUGUUCAAUGGCUUUUCCUUCUGGAUGAUUGGCGACUCGGUCAAUGACUUACAGCUAAAACUUUUCACCGUCUUCAAUUUUGUUUUCGUUGCACCUGGUGUGCUAAAUCAACUCCAACCCUUGUUCAUUGAACGAAGGAACAUCUACGAUGCACGUGAAAAGAAAUCUCGCAUGUAUUCCUGGAAGGCUUUUGUUACCGCGCUCAUUUUGUCCGAGUUCCCAUACCUCUGCAUCUGCGGUGUUUCAUACUAUGUCUGUUGGUACUACACCGUGGGAUUCAGCAGCAACUCGAACAAAGCCGGCGCCACCUUCUUCGUCAUGUUGGUGUAUGAGUUCUUGUACACGGGAAUCGGCCAAUUCAUCGCUGCAUAUGCCCCAAAUGCCGUCUUUGCUUCACUCGCCAAUCCGCUGCUGAUUGGCAUCAUGGUCAUGUUCUGUGGUGUCCUCGUUCCCUAUGCCGCAAUAAAUGUCUUCUGGCGGUAUUGGCUGUACUACCUCAAUCCCUUCAAUUACCUGAUGGGAAGUAUGUUGGUUUUCACCAUUUGGGAUACCGAAGUCAAGUGCAAGACCGAAGAACUGGCCAUAUUUGACCCCGUUGGCAACUCCACCUGCCAGGAAUAUCUUUCCUCCUAUCUCAGUACUUCUGGAGCCUCGGCCAACUUAUUGAACCCUGACGCCACAUCCAACUGUCAAGUUUGCCAGUACUCCGAGGGAUCCAAUUAUCUCGCUACCCUCAAUUUGACGCAGUACCUUGACGGAUGGCGCGAUACGGCCAUCGUGGUCAUCUUUGUGCUGAGUUCAUAUGCUCUGGUCUACUUGAUGAUGAAGCUCAGAACUAAAGCUUCUAAGAAGGCCGAAUGA
Molecule: messenger RNA, 4290 nt
Organism: Penicillium odoratum
Lineage: Eukaryota; Fungi; Ascomycota; Eurotiomycetes; Eurotiales; Aspergillaceae
Product: pleiotropic drug resistance family ABC transporter
Exons: 2
Coding region: 1-4290 (1429 amino acids)
Biological process (GO): transmembrane transport
Cellular component (GO): membrane
Molecular function (GO): ABC-type transporter activity; ATP binding; ATP hydrolysis activity
Source: RefSeq, a predicted model, not a curated record